AUGUCAAGCCAGUGCCAUGCCAUGUCACUAUUGCACGCAUGCCUUCUCAGGUGCCAUGCGCCUGUCGUUGCCUUAAGUGCCCAAGGCAGCCUUGCCAUCACUCCAACAUACUUUGGUCCAUCACAUUGCAUGUCUUUGGAACAUGUCAAGGCCAAUGUGUACCUUGACAUGGCCUUAGGGAGUGACUACCAGAGAGGAAAACAAUCCAAGUUUAAUCAAGGCUUGUCAUCCUUAUGGAGAAGUAAAGCAAGGGAAAAACAAGGGCCUAUCAUUUCUGCUAUUUCAGUCGAGAAAGGACUGAAGAAAGGUGCUAAUAAUUUUCUUGCUGCCAUGAUUGAAGUGAAACCAAAUGUGAAGGUGGAUCUGCCAGAUAGUGUUGCUGAUUUACUGAGGCAAUAUGCUGAUGUGAUGCCCCCUGAAUUUCUUAAAGAAUUGCCGCCAAGGAGUGAUAUCGAUCAAAAAAUUGAAUUGCUACCAGGUUCAGUUGCUCCUGCGCAGGCUCCUUAUCGAAUGGCUCCUAAAGAGUUGGCUGAAUUGCGAAAACAACUGAAUGAGUUAUUUGACGCUAGUUUGGUUCAACCAUCGAAGGCUCCUUAUG
Capsicum annuum is the source of this 598-nucleotide messenger RNA. RefSeq lists its product as uncharacterized. The transcript is spliced from 2 exons. Lineage: Eukaryota; Viridiplantae; Streptophyta; Magnoliopsida; Solanales; Solanaceae. The annotation marks the transcript as partial. The record is from RefSeq and is a predicted model, not a curated record.